Messenger RNA from Humulus lupulus (European hop), 1210 nucleotides. RefSeq names its product NAD(P)H-dependent 6'-deoxychalcone synthase-like. NCBI's taxonomy places the organism in Eukaryota, Viridiplantae, Streptophyta, Magnoliopsida, Rosales, Cannabaceae. Gene Ontology annotation, molecular function: aldose reductase (NADPH) activity. Bases 57 to 1031 code for a protein of 324 amino acids. The transcript has 4 exons. The record is from RefSeq and is a predicted model, not a curated record. Gene Ontology annotation, cellular component: cytosol.
AGACGAAAGAAAAAUCAUAAAAUCCCACUCCAAAAAGAAGAAAAGGUGAAAGAAAAAUGGCAUCGAACAAUAUUCCAACGCUUGUUCUAGGCUCUUCUGCUGGGGAAAGAGCCAUCCCUGUAAUUGGCUUUGGAACUGCUUCAAACGACUCAGAUCCAGCUCCCAUGAAAAGGGCUGUCUUGGAAGCUAUCAAGCUGGGCUUCAGGCACUUCGACACGGCCUCUGUAUAUGGUUCAGAACAGGGUCUUGGGGAAGCCAUAGCCGAAGCUCUCAAACUCGGCCUUGUUGCUUCUCGAAAUGAACUUUUCAUCACUACCAAGCUUUGGUGUAAUGAUAGUCACUCUCAUCUCGUUGUCUCUGCUCUUAAAACAUCACUCGAGAAACUUCAACUCGAGUAUCUUGACUUGUAUCUGGUACACUGGCCCAUAAGUUCAACGCCAGGGAACACGGUGUAUCCCAUUGAUGAAAAGGACCUAAUGCCAAUGGACUUUAAGUCUGUAUGGGAAACCAUGGAAGAAUGUCAGAAACUUGGCCUCACCAAGUCCAUUGGUGUUAGCAAUUUCUCUUGCAAGAAGCUUGAGAGCAUUCUCUCUUUCGCCACUAUCCCUCCUUCUGUCAAUCAAGUGGAGAUGAACCCAACUUGGCAACAAAAAAAGCUAAGAAAGUUUUGUGGUGAAAAAAAUAUAAUUGUGACUGCUUUCUCUCCAUUGGGGGCUAUAGCAACUAGUUGGGGUAACAAUCUGGUGAUGGAUAAUGAAAUACUUGCAGACAUCGCCAAAGCUAGAGGAAAGAGUGUUGCUCAGGUUUGUCUUAGGUGGGUUUAUGAGCAAGGUGCAAGUGUUGUUUGUAAGAGUUACAACAAGGAGAGGCUGAAGCAGAACCUUCAAAUAUUUGAUUGGUCACUAACAGAGGAUGAUCUUCACAGGAUUGAAUCGAUUCCACAAAACAAAGUGAAUGUUAGUCCUGCUUCUGUUUCGCCUGAUCAAACCUCAUGCGAAGCACUUAAAGAACUUUGGGAUGGAGAGAUCUAAUUACACUGUGCUAAAAAUAAAUAAAUACAUAUACAUACAUAUAUAUAUAUAUAUUUGUGUGUGUAUGUAGGCAGUGUGUUACUUUCCUUGUUUUCGAAUAAAGGUUCACUUUGGUUGUUUUCGUAAAUCAUGUAUUUAAGGAGAGUUCUGGUUUUAAUGGCUUUAAUUAAUUAGUUGUA